CCACCUUACCAUCCUACAUCUCAUCAAUAUACGUGUAAUUAAUAAACGCAUAAAGAAUUUGACCUCAUUCAUCAAGCGUCAGACAAAACAGCCGGUUAUAAUAUGAAUACUUCUCUCCACACCUCUUAACCUAACCCCAUCGAGGGCGGGCAUGCGGGGCGGCGGAAUGAAUAAUUGAGAUCGUCACACGCAUGCGCCGCCUCAGUGCCGAUUAUUCGAUGCCACAACACCCCGCGUACAGUGGUAAAGAUUUGAGACAAAAUAUGCGCGAUCUGUGAAUCGAAAAAUGCAGUCCGGUUCGGAGAGCACCGCGGCUUCCGACGAGCCGAGCUUCGGGAGCGACGACUCGGACAGCGAGCAGCUGGAGGCAGAGGCGGCGGCCCUGACGGAGGAGUGGGCCCGCGACCUGCUGACCGGCGCCGGGGUCGCUGACCACCAGGAGAUCCGAGUGGAGACCCGAGCUGAAGUGGCUGGGACUCUAAGCAGAGUGCUCGCAGUGACUGUCCGUUACGAGCGGUCAGGGGAGAGGAAAGCUCUACCGUUAGUGGUGAAAUUGCCCCCGCACGACCCCUUCGGGCGACUGUUCGUGGCGGAAGCCCAGUUCGACACGCGAGAGAUACUGUUCUACACGGAGUUGGCGCCGGUGCUGAACCGACUGGCCGAGACCCUGGGACCGGGGGAAACUCUACCGGUCCCCAAAUGUGUGAAAGCAAAGCUGCCAGAUGAAAUCGGAGACAGCGAGCUGGUGCUAGAAGACGUGACGGCGGUGGGCUACCAGUCCGCCGACUUUGCCGAGGGUCUGACCGUGGAGCGAGCGCGCGCGGCACUGUUCGCCGCGGCGAGGCUGCACGCCCUAUCUCUGGCCCUUCGAGAUAAGGAGGGACCCCUCGAUCAGAGAUUCGACUUUCUCUUCCCGUGCGAGAGAGCGGCGGCGGGCUACCUCCGACUGGUGCGACGAGGUCUCCCGCAGCUCGAAGCGUUUCUCCGAGGCCGCACCGACUGCACAGAGGAAGCGGCCGCCGUGUCGGCUCUGAGCGCGCGAGCCCCCUCGCUUCUCGGAACUCUGCUCCAGCCCGCGGAGCCCGCGCCCCUCGCGCACGCGGACUUCUGGAGCGGGAACCUGCUGUUCCGGGAGCGGGACGGCACGUGCGAGUGCAUCGCCCUCGACUGGCAGAUGGUGUCCCUGGGGCGGCCUAUGGACGACGUCGCGCUGCUGCUCCUGUCGUCGCUCACGCCCGAGAUCAGAAGGAGCAUGGGCGACGCGUUGAUAGAGGAGUACGGCGAUAGGUUGGAGGCCGAGUGCGCGAGGCUGGGCUCCGCGUCGUCCGGGGCUACGGUGCGACGCGACUUGAAACCCGACUGGCCUCGAGCCGCCCUGCGAGCACUUCUGCUGUGCGCCGGAAGUGUGGACGUCGCGCUGGGGGAGCCGCGGGCCGAGCGGCGGCUGCUGGAGGCGGUCCGGGAUCUUCACGCGCAGGGCAUCCUAAACUUAAAGCCAGAUACUGAAACGUGAGUGCCAAGAGAAUAUUAGGUAUUAUAUUUAAAGUAUUCGAAAUUUACCGUUCAUCGAAUGAGUCGGAUCUGUUUAUAGUGCAGUCUACUGUUUAUUUGAUAGCGCAAAAUAGAGGUGUUCAUAUUAUGUUAUUUUACAAACUCGCGUAGUGGACAACGAUCGUUAAUAUGGAAACGCUCAACGACGCAUCGUUCAUCUUCUCGAGCGAAGCCUGAACAAAGACUGAAUAUUAACUUAACGAAAUCAUAUUCGCUAAACUUUACGUGUGAUUUCAAUAAAUAAUCGAAGACGGUGAUCGAGCCGUGUGGCAAUAGGUACUCGUCGUGGUCUAUUGACUAUUAUUUGAACAUGGAUUAUAUAAGUAUUAAUUGUAUCGAAA
This is a messenger RNA of Aricia agestis (brown argus), 1892 nucleotides long. RefSeq lists its product as uncharacterized. Bases 287 to 1513 code for a protein of 408 amino acids. NCBI's taxonomy places the organism in Eukaryota, Metazoa, Arthropoda, Insecta, Lepidoptera, Lycaenidae. The record is from RefSeq and is a predicted model, not a curated record. The transcript has 3 exons.